UUUAUGUUGAACCUUUCCAUCAGAUGAGCCAAGAAGGAGAGUAGCUUUUCCUUUGACGCUUUCAACGACAGGGUUUGAGAGAAAAGCAGGGAACAUGUCAUUAAAGAGAGAGGUUACAGAGAAAAAAGGGAAGUCAUCUGAAUAGACAUAGUUGAAAGUGGAUGUAGCCACUUUAAUCCUGGGAUGAACUGCGAGAAACGACGGGUCACUAAUAAAAGGCGCGUGCGAAGGCAGAGAGCGUGGCAUCGUGAAGAGUACUGCAACAGUCAAGGAGUCAGCGUGGUCUCCCUGUCUCUCUCUCUCUCUUCCUCUUACUUCAAAGGCUGAGUUUUGGAGAAAUUCAAAGUGAAGAAAGACCGCUGAGGCUGACGAAGAAGAAGAAGAAGAACCAGAAGGCGAAGAUGCCAUUGGCCCAGUCCAGUAUAGUCAAAGUCACUUCCUUCCUCUGACCUCCGUCUCCUUAGGGUUCCUUUCUCCAUUUUUCUCGGCUUUUUCUCGGAGCCUUUGUACUUGUUUUCGCCCGCAUUGUUCAAAAGGAGCCAACUCGUGUCCCCGUUUCAAACCCGCCAUUUGGAAAACUCAUCCGCCAGUGGAGGUGUGGGUCAGGGGGUUGUGAAGGGAGGGUUGGUCUCUACUCGUUUCGCUAUUUGGUUGAGGAGGACCUGAAUCAUGCAGACACCACAAGCACGAACCAAUUCUCAGGAAGUUCCUCAAAGGAAAUCGCCUGGAACACCUCGAACUUCACGCCAGCUCAAGAUUCCAGGAUCUGAUUUGGAGAAAAUUUCGUCCUCCCCAAAUGCCACCGCAAGGACUCCUAAAGACAAAAGUCCUAAAGUUGGUGUGCGCAAGUCGCCUCGAAGUUCGGUAUCAACUGAGAAGAAACGCCUGAGCAGAGCAUCUGAAUUGGAAUCACAGAUCGUUCAACUCCAAGAAGAUCUGAAGAAAGCAAAGAACCAAUUGGACUCAUCUGAAUUGGCGAAGAGGCAAGCCCAGCAGGAAGCUGAAGAGGCCAGGAAGCAGCUCUCGGCCAUGUCAAGGACACUCGAGGAGUCGCAAGAACAGCUCUCCGAGAUUUCGGCUUCUGAGGAAGCCCGGGUUCAAGAUCUGCUUAAAAUUUCCCAAGAGCGUGAUAAAUCCUGGCAGUCUGAACUCGAGGCCAUCCAAAAGCAAUACUCUUUGGAUUCGGCUGCAUUAGCUUCAGCCAUGAAUGAGAUAAAGAAGCUCAAAGCACACCUAGAGAUGGUGGCUGAAUCUGAAGCUACCCAAACUAAGCAUGCAGAAUCAGCACAUCAUGAGAUCCAGCGUAUGAGGAUGGAACUUUCAGAAACCCUAGCCCUCGUUGAAAACCUGAGGAUCGAGCUUACUAACUGCAGAGAGUCGGAAGCUCAGGCUCUAGAAGUCGUAAACAAUACUCAGAAGCAAUUGGAAGCGGCAAAUGUCACUGUUGAGAUAUUUCGUUCAGAGAGCAUGAAAGCCAAGGAGGCUUAUAGCUCUCUAUUUGAUGAGCUAGAACAGUCGAAAUCUCGAGAAAAGUCUUUGGAUGAUCUAGUGAAGAAACUCCAAGCAGAUCAUAGUGGCAGCAACAAUUGUCAAGCUAAUUCCACAAGCGAUGUGAACCUCCCACCCGGAGUUAGCACAGAUGAAGACAUAAACAAACUCAAAGCAGAGCUUAAUUCCGCAAAACUUGAGGUAAUUCAGUUAAAGUCGGCUCUGGGUACUGCUGAGACCAGGUAUCAAGACGAGUAUAUCCAGAGCACAUUGCAAAUCAGAAGUGCUUAUGAAACUGCCGAAAAUAUAAAACGAGAGUCCUUCCAGAGGCAGGCUAUACUGGAGGGCGAAUUAGAGGCGGCCAAGAGUCUUAUUGAAGAACUGACUGCAAAAUCAAAGGAAAAGGAAGCAGAAUUCCAGACUGUCUUGGAUGAGAAUCAGAAACUAAGUGUGAAGAAGGAGAACAACCAGGACAGUGCAAGAGAAUAUGAACUCAAGAUGGAGUUGAGCAAGUCUCAGGUGGAUUUGGAAGGGUUGAAAGAGAAUUUGUUGGAAAAAACAAGAGAGAUGCAGAAUUUAGCCGAGGAAAACAAAAGGCUCAGGCAUGAAAUAAAUGAGAGGGACGUGGACAAGAGCAAAGCAAGUGAUGAGGCAGUGGCUUUAGUGGAAGCUGCACGGACCACGGAGCGAGAGGCUUUGAUGAAACUGGGAUAUCUGACGGAGGAGGCCGAUAAAAGCAGUAGGAGAGCGGCUCGGGUCACUGAGCAGCUCGAUGCAGCUCAAGCUGUGAACUUGGAAAUGGAGGCCGAGUUGAGGAGGCUGAAGGUGCAAUCUGACCAGUGGAGGAAAGCAGCCGAGGCUGCCGCCGCCAUGCUUUCUUCUGGGAACAACGGGAAGUUUGUCGAAAGACCAAGCUCCCUUGACAAUUACCAUAAUCUUGGUUCACCUUAUUUCGAAGACACGGAUGAUGAAUCUCCCAAGAAGAAAAAUGGAAACGUGCUGAAGAAAAUCGGUGUCUUGUGGAAAAAGGGGAAUAAGUAGAUGGAGUAACAGGUGGGCAAGCCGAUCUUUCUUUCUUCCAGUACUUUUUUGGUUGUUAAAGAUGACUCUUUUAUCCAUUCUAAGGAGCUUCCUUAUGAUUCGCCUAUUCUGCCAUCCUCGUUAAAUCCUUGGGAGUUCUCGGGGGACGAGUCCGUUGUUGGGUGUAUCUUUAUAAUAUGGGUAAAGUUUAGGCUUGAAUACAUGCAAAAAUAUGUGCAGGUAAUGUAAAAACUCAGGCCUUUUUCGGCUUAGAAUUAUCUGCGGUGCCUUGGAUGAAGCGCUCCGCUUCCUUAACUGCAAAGAGAUGCUAAGUUUGCCCGACAAUCUGCAGAAUUUAAUGUAAUGAUUCUGCAACGAUGUAGAAGUCGGUUGCGGAAUGUUCUCAUUCUAGCUUUGGAAACCGAAACUGGUUACCUAAGAUUCGUGAGGAUCUUUAUGCAUGUUAUCUUUUCAAUCUGUUGAAUCAAUGUCUUCUGGUCA
Molecule: messenger RNA, 3009 nt
Organism: Eucalyptus grandis
Lineage: Eukaryota; Viridiplantae; Streptophyta; Magnoliopsida; Myrtales; Myrtaceae
Product: interactor of constitutive active ROPs 2, chloroplastic
Exons: 4
Coding region: 670-2529 (619 amino acids)
Source: RefSeq, a predicted model, not a curated record